CUGGCUUCCAGCGGCAACACUGCAUUUAACCACUGACUUUGGACUUCAAAAGUAUGAAAACAUCCCGUUUCAUGCAUUAUUCAGUUUCAACUCUACACACCAUUAAAAGAGACGUGGUUGCAUCCAAAAGAGUGUGCUUACUGUCAUUGGGAUAGAGUUUACGUUGGACUUUAUGUCUUCAUGAUUAAAUGCAUCUGCUCUGCUAUGUUUGGUUGAUAUGGAACAGCCUCCCAGCAACUCGGAUGGUUUCCAGCCUCAGGAUCUUUCCUCCACCUGCAGCCUACCCAAUGUCUUUGAUCUGUCGAAGAAUGGUGAAGAAUGUCUGUUGAAAGCGAAUCCUUUGGAUGCCUUGCAUGUCAUCCAGACGCCAGGCUGGUUUGUUAGUCCUGGGACCAGUAAUGGGUUGUUACUUCCAGAGAACGACUCUGAUCCAUUGCCACUCCCCCCAGACCAGAUCCAACCGGACACCACGUUUUCUAACACCACUGUCACGCUCUCGUACGUCAGCAGGUCACAGGUUUUCUCCAACCCCAACGCCCUUUCAGAUCAUUCCCCAAUUUAUGAUGUUCCACCCUUAAGCAAGGCUUUUGUUCUACAUCCUCCUACCAAGCUAGCAGCAGACACAGGAGAUGCAGCUCUGUCAUUGGAUAUGGACCAACACUGCCUCCAACAGGUCUCCUUACCUGUAGGACUAACAGCCUGUGACCAAUUCGGGUUCAUGUCCCCAGCUCAGGUUGUUGAAAACGUUGCCGCAUUGUGCUACCUUCAACAGCACCCUGAUUUAAGUGGCUUGCAAGAUGUUGAAAAUAUUGCUUUAGAAACACUCAAAUCUUUACAACAGACCAGCCCUGCCGAUUGUAGGUUUCCUAUCAACGUGGAUGAACUUCAAAACGGAGCUGCUAAUGGUUUAUGGAAUGUUGUAACUUUUGAGGAUGGCUUUACGGAAAGGCACACUGCAAACGUGGAGGGAUUACACAGAAACGGCAACCCUGAGGUGGUCUUUCUGAUCUCUAGAUCUGAAGAGCCGGUCAUGCUACUGAACAACCAGGGCCCUACGAGUUUUCCGGUAUCAUUAAACCAAGACUUCAUUAGUCCGUUAGAUCCAGCCUCACCACCCGCCGCCUCAGUGGAUGAGAUAGAUGAUGUUUUCUCUUUGGCACAGGCGUCAAGUUCUCCAAGUGGAGAAAAUUCUGUUGGCAGAGAAACGAUUGAUGCCGAGCAAGAACGUUUAAGCAGAGAGGAGUUUGAUCCCAAAACAUCUGACGUGGAGAAGAUGGAUUCACAUCCUGUAUCAGAAUUUAUUACCAGCACUAAUGAGAAACAUUCAGGGAAUACUGACAAAGCAUGCCACACUGAACCUGUACAGGUCAAUGCUAUUUCUGAAGGAAAAACAGACACACUUGAGACGACCAGAGGGUCGCUCACCAAAAAGAUGACGUUGGAAAGAAAAAAACUGCCCCCGAGAGCUAGGAGAGGGAUGCGAUUAGGAGCCAUUGUUCAAAACAUCCGCCCCGCCAGGUACAAAUCAAGUCACGUCACCAACAUAAAAAAAGUUCAGGCAAGCAAGAUUUCCCAUCUAGAUGUGUCAUCCAUCAAGAAAAACCAGCACAUGCUGGAAAGAGUUUGCACUGCGGCAGUUGAAUCUAAUGACAAGACCACAGUGCGUUUACAAAAAGAAGAAACUAAUGACAAGACCACAGUUCGUUUACAAAAAGAAGAAACAGAUGUCAUAGUUUCACCCAGAUGUAAAACCACAGUAUCUACCUCUUGUUCCAAAAACAAACAUGUUCCUAAACCUUCAUUGGAUCACAAACCUACAAAGACUUUUCACAAAGACGUACUGUUUGGUUCCAAAAAGAGACUGCCAAAGAAAGUUUUUAAAAAGCCCUUAGUGGGUAUGGGGAAUCUUAACUCAUUACCAACACUCCAAACCUCUCGAAAAAGUAGUCUGAAACCAAUUUUGGGUCCUGCCGCCGCGAACAAACCUCAUGCGUCCAAAAGGAAAAGACAGAAACCCAAGGUUGGCCACACUUCCCUUUUUGUGCCCCAGGAACCAGAAAUUAAACUGAAAUGUUUGAGUUACAAAGGUGAAAGAAAGGACGUGCGCAACGACACCUUCGCACCAUACGUGCAUCUGGAGCUCCAAGAUAUCCCAUCUUGUACAGUUGUCAACUAUCCUGAAGAAAGCUUCAGACUCAAGCAUGGAAAGCGUCAUGUGACGGCCGGCUCAGUGUCCGUUGUGGUUCCUGUAUCUCCUUGUUUGCAGUAUGGACGAGUGUCGAUGGAUGGCACGCAGCGGGGCGCUCUAGUGUGCUGUCUCUGUGGAGGCUCCGCCAAUGCCAUGGAGCUUGGUGACCUGCAUGGGCCAUAUUACCCGGAGGGGUUCAAGUCUGCCUCAAAGACUCUUUCCAGUCUACAGGAGAAUGAGGAGGAUCACAGUGAUUCCGAUUCAUUUUUUUGUCCUAAAAGAGGGAAAUGGGUUGGAAGCCGUUGGACUAGAUCUUUGCACAAGCUGUCAGAGUCUGCUGCUUUGAUGGCUUGUCAGAGGUGGAGCAGUGACAGUGAGCUGUCAAGUAGUCCUAAUGUUAAGCGACAAGGGGGGGACGUCGGCAUCGAUUGGUACAGUCCGCCCGUGGUUCCUCUGGACGGUAGCGAGUACUGGCUCCAUGAAGACUGUGGCAUAUGGUCAGCAGGUGUCUUUCUGGUUAAAGGAAAGCUGUAUGGACUUGAAAAUGCUUUCAAGUUGGCUAAAGUGUCGAUUUGUUCAACUUGUCAGAAUAAGGGGGCAACAUUGGGGUGUGUUUUCAAAGGCUGCCCCAACAAAUAUCACUUCACGUGUGCAAUGCAGUCAGGUUGUGUAUUAAAUGAAGAAAAUUUCUCAAUGAAAUGCAGAAAGCACAAGAAUAAAUUCAUCAAAUGAGAAAGAGGAUGCUAUGCAAGAGUGAUGUUGACCUCUUCAGCUCUAUUGGCGUCUUCCUGUGAGUAUGCCAGUCUUCAUGAGACCUUCAGAAUCUCUCUGUUGCAAGAAAAGCCUCUUCAGAAUGCCAACACCCAUAUACCUUAAUGGUUUUUCUAUUGCACUGUUUAUCACAUCUGUCACUGUCACACAAAUGGCACUUUGUAAGACUGGCACUAUUGAUAUUGUAUUGCGAGAUUGUGAUGUUUGGGGUGAAUUGCACAUUUAGGGGCUAAAGCAAAAUGCAAAUCCUCUAAACCUACAGCACAAGGUCAGUGUCCUAGUUUUAUUUGUUUUUGUUUUUUUUAAUGUAUGUAUCUUAUUUAAAUUUGGGGCAAAAUCAUUCUUAUUAUUUUGUUGCAAAUUAUAGUUACGAGACCAUAUUGUUCAUUGUUAAUUUAUGAAGAAAAUGAACUGGAUUUUAAUAUAUCUAAAGUCCCUGAUGUCAUAAUAGGACACAGCAGAUUGAUUGAAGAAGCUGAAGUGAAGGACAAGAAAUGACAUGUUUUUCUUCCAAGAAAGUUAUAGAACCCGUGUAUAUUUAGGUACAUGAAAGCACUUUGUAAGGGCACAAGAGGUAGACAUUUUUCCUUUUAGAAAAUGAGUUUUGACUUAAUUUAAUUCACAUGCCCCUAAAAUACUUGUCUCUACCAGUUUCUGUUAGACAUCCCUACAAUAUAACCACAUUAACACACCAAGACUGAAGUCCAAGAUACAUUUUGUACAAGUGUUAACAUGAUGUAGUUAUGUUCAUUUUCAUCAAAUGUAUAAUAAAAAAAAUGCAAGCAUCUAGUUUCAUACUAAAUAUUGUGUUAUAGUUAAACUGAAUUUUGAUUUGGGUUACUAACUUUUUAACCACACAGUGGUGGUGAUUUUGUUGUUGGUUCUAUGCACUUAAUGCAGUUUCUUGAUCUUAAUACACCCGGAUUAGGUAAUAAAAGCCAUCUGCAAUAAAUGGGCUUUUUCUGUACCUUCCAUCUGUAGGUAAGUCGUCAUCAAUUUUAAACAAGGAAGUUUUCAUUUGAUUAAAAAUAUUAACAUUUAGCACUUUUGUAUGAGCAGUAAUCUCCUGCUCAUUCUAUGGUAGUAUCUACUAUAAAACAAAGAGAACUGGGUCGUUGAGUUAAGUAAAUCUUUUGAUUUUGAAGCAUCCUUGAACAAAAGCAUAUCUUUCAACAUUUCUGUGUUCAAGAUGUAUUAAUGGGGAUUUUGUUAAAGCAUAAUUCUGUUUUCCAAAGAUUGUGUUUCUGUGUGUUUUGUCUCUUUUGUUGCUGCUUUGCUAAGACAAAUCAGUUUUCUUAUAAUUUUCUUGAAUACAGGAUGCGUUUCAUUGAAUUAAAUGAAAUUCCAAGAUGCAUUGUGUGAAUGUUGUGAUGCAUCAAACAGUCAUUGUUUGUGUCCACAGGCUAUUCAAAUGUCAAUUGUGCUCAGUUCAGGACUGACGUGAAAUCUCUGCCAUUUACAACCUGAUGUACAUUGGCAGCUGAUGAUGUGUGGGAUGGUCAAAUCACACAAUGUAUAUUGUAUAUCAUCUCUGUUUGUGUAUCUGUGUGCCAUACUUAGUUCCCGAUUGUAUCUGUUCAAAUUUUGUGCAAAUGUCAUUUCUUUUUUGUGAAUGGACUCUCAUCUUACUAUCAAAACAAAUGUACCAAAAAGUUUUUUUUGAGUGUUUUUCCUUUCAAAUGUUAUGUAAUCUCAGGGCUAAGAAGGGUUGUUUUGCAUUGUUGUAGACAUUCUUACCCCAAAAAUUAUUUAUCCAUAACUGACUUAGCCCAGUUGGUCCGUGUAAUAAAUUGGCUUGUUUUAUUUUGCCUAGCAAACUGUCAAACUCUCAUUGUUUGCUAAUACAGUGUUGUUCUCCUGCUAAAUGAGGCAGACUGGGGUUAGUUGUCACACAGGCAAUACAGUAUGUCACAAGGGUGGUGAUUCUACCAAUUACACAAAUGUAUUUUCUCAUGCAGUGGUAGUGGUAGUGCAGUGCAGUUUGCUUUAAAACCCUCUUUGAUUAAACGUAAUUCAAAUUAAACUUUAAUUAAACCUCUUUAAUUUUUACAUUAAUUCUCCAAUAAUGUAUUUUGGUAUAAGUUGUUUAGUAAAUAAGACAAUGAACUCAGGAACAUGUUAUAAGAAAUGGCAGCACCCCACGCUUGUUUUUCCUAACUGUGGAAAUGUUCAGUAGUUGUUUUUGCGGAGUUUAGGGUACAUGACUGCAAAAUAUCACCUACAUGGUGGUCUCCAAUGUGUGAAGCCCACCAAGCCGAUUUUACUCAUAAUACUAAGAAAAUUAGUUAGGUUUACUUUUUCAUAUAACAAUAAACCAUGUAAUGUAAAUAAUUU
Triplophysa rosa is the source of this 5293-nucleotide messenger RNA. RefSeq lists its product as uncharacterized. Gene Ontology annotation, cellular component: nucleus. The record is from RefSeq and is a predicted model, not a curated record. Gene Ontology annotation, biological process: regulation of transcription by RNA polymerase II. NCBI's taxonomy places the organism in Eukaryota, Metazoa, Chordata, Actinopteri, Cypriniformes, Nemacheilidae. The transcript is spliced from 6 exons. Bases 218 to 2920 code for a protein of 900 amino acids.